Molecule: messenger RNA, 4269 nt
Organism: Pelagomonas calceolata
Lineage: Eukaryota; Pelagophyceae; Pelagomonadales; Pelagomonadaceae
Source: the annotation of a GenBank genome assembly
CUCGGCAUUUGUUGUUGUUGGUCCCAGCGCUUAAAACGAGGCGGGCGGAAGCGUACGCACGUGUUCCUGCCGACUGCACCGCGUUUGAUUGCAGCGCUUCGACCGCGGACGCAGCGGCGCGGCAGCCAGCCAACACUGAACACUGAGUGCUGCACACAUUAUUAUUUAGCAGCGCGACGCCGCGUGCCGCACACGUGAAGCUUAUAUUUGGCAGCGCGACGCCGCGUGCCGCAUUAGUGAAGCGAUGCUGCGCGGCUUCGGCACCGCCACGAAUGCAACCCUGAAAGAACUGCUCGCGUCGGACACCGAUCAAGCUGAGGACCCCGGCGCGGACGGCGACGACGUCGACGCGUUCGUGAGGGCCGCGUCGCCGCUCUUCGGUGCGAGUGACGAGCCGUGGACGCACGAGUCCAUCAAGCCGCCGGCGACGCCGCCGCGGAGUCCUGAGGGAGACGGCACCGACACGGACCCCUUCCCGCCGACGCCGCCGAGCUUUCAAGAGCGCGCCGCGACGGCGACGGCGGCGCUGCAGCGUAUGUUGGAUGCGUCGCCUCAAAGCCCGCCGUCGCCCCUCAUGAACUGCACGGCUGCAACCAGAUUACAUGCGCGCGACGCGGCGGCCGGCGUAGGGGCGGACGCGAAGAAGCGCUUGGCGGAGCUGCUGCGGGACUCGUCGUCGGAUAGUGAGGACGAGGCGCCCGCGCCGGCCGCCGCGCCUUCUCCGUCGGAGCCUAUAGCCGAGAAGAGCGAUGCAGAAAUCAUGGAGUCGAUCGAGGACCUCAUCGACGACCCGCGGCCGCCUUCGGUCAUCGAGGAGGCCGCCGCGAAAGUAAAUCAAGCUGUUUCUCAGGUUGUGGACGCUCUUUCUCCUGCAAAAACCGCGCGCGCGCCGUCGCCGCCGGCCUUUGACGAAGAGGGCGACGACAGCGACGGCGACGCCCCGGCGCCGUCGCCGAAGGAUGCGCCGUCGCCGCCGCCCGCGCAAGCGCGCGCCCCGUCGCCGGCGCCCGCGAAAGCCGCCGCUACACCCGACGACGACGACGCGGCCCUGAACCGGGCCGAGGCCGACGCUAGAGAUCAAGAAGGCGACGGUCACAGCGAUGAUGGUGAAGACCACAAGGCCCCCCUCGUCUUGCGGGAGGAGGUCACACCUCCAACAUCUUCCGUUGUACAACCCGUCUCCGCAUUAUCAGCAACAUCGAGCAAAUGGGAGACGGAAGACGAGGCUAGGUCUCCUGAUAGACCCGCGCCCAAGCGCAAGUCGCUCAAGAAGAUGUUCGCGAGCGGCGCCAAGGGCAUCAAGAAGCGCCUCAUGGGCCGGCCGAAAGUGGUGGAUGAAGGUAGUGAUGAGGACAAACGGUCCUCCUCAUCGUCCGCGAGGCGGCCCGAGGAGAUUUCGGAGUACGCCGCGGACCUCGAGAAGAAGCUGGCGUUGUUGCAGGCACAUGCGGGCUUGAACGACGACGAGCUCGAGUGGAAGCUCGCGUCGACCGAGACGGCAGAUCCAUAUGGUUUAGCGAAGGCGGAACGCGAAAAGGCCGAGGGCGACUACGAUCGAUUGAUGUGGGACGAGUCGCGGUGCGACCAGGUCGCUAAACUAGCUGAUGAUGUAGCUGUUUUGAGGGCUUUGGAGGACGUGGUCGAGGCGUCUUCCGUAACACGAGGUACUGCUGCUCAGGAGUUUUCGCGUGAAUCGGCGGCGCACGCCGCUCAGCGCGCUCUGGCGACGUCUCCUGUGAAAGAAAAACAAAGCAUGGCGCGCGAGGACUCGGUUCGAAGUGUUGGUGACCACGAAGCUUUUGAUGUUGACGACGAUUCACAAGAGCGCGACGCGGCGGCGACGCUCCCGCGCGACGCGGAAGAUACUAGUGACGCGCCUGAUGCCGCCCAGCCGGUCCGCCUCGGCGUCCUGAUAUUGCCUUCAGUCUGAGACGGUUCCUGCGCGCCGAUCUAAUCCACCUCGACGCCAUCGACGCGACACGCUGUCCACACAGGUUGAUCCCUCGAAGCGCCGCUUCUCGGAGCAAGGCGAGGAGCCGGCGCGGCCGCCGAAUCCCUUUGGCAAAGGCAAGGGCAAGGGCAAUCCCAUGGCGGGCGGCCUGCUGGCGGCGAUCGCCGGCCGCGGCCGCGGCGGCCCUCCGGGCCGCGGCCGCGGCGCGGCGCCGCCCGGCGGCCUGCUCGCGGCCAUCGCGGGCCGCGGGCGGGGCCGCGGCGGCCUCGGGGCCGCGCUGUCCGCGCCGCGCAAGAAGAAGCCCAAGACCCUCGCUUCCGCGAAAGCGGCGCUCGUGAAAGCGCGAAGUCGGGCCGCCGCGGACGCUGCACGCUUGCCCGUCCAGCUGCCCGAGUUUGGGAUUGUUGAGACGUGCACGGCGCCCGUCGUCGACGCGUUGCAGGACGAAAACGACGACGACCAGUCGCACGCUGGUAAAGCUCGCAGGGCCUCCGCGACGAUCCUGAAAUGCGACGCCGCCGCCGCGGCCGCCUCGGCCGCUUUAGCUCUGCUACGAGAGACAGCCAAAGAAGCAAGGCGGGAAGGCGAUCGACUCAGGACGAAUUUGCGGGAUGUCGAAGGCGCGCUGGACGUGUGGAGGGCCCGCGAACGCGACGCGCCGAAUCGCGCCGCCAAGCUAGCUGAAGAAGAAAGGGAGUGGAGUCGGAGAGAAGAAGCUGCAAAUGCGGCGGCCCUGGCAUUAAUAAGGACGCUCGUCCCACCGGACAUCAAGGGCGACACCGUGGAAGGCCUGCGGCACCGCGCGGCGCGCGUCGUCGCCCAGGCGGCGGCCCAGGCGAAGCGGCGGAAGCGCGAGGCCGAGGGCGACACCACGGAGGAGCCCCCCGUCUCCGACAAGAAGGCUCUCGCGAUUGCGGCGGCCUGGGGCGGCUGCUACACGUAUGCUCUCGCCGAGAGGUUGAAGAACGCGCGGCCGCUCCACUGGGUCCAGGCGCACCCUGACGACGUCGCCACCCAGAACUUUCUGGCCGGCGCCGGCGCGGACUCGUUCCGCAAUUUGGGCGAUUACGACGUCGUCGAGCUUAGGGCGAUCUACGCGGCGUGUCCCGAGCUGUGUGGAAAUCAACCAGUGCGUCGGGUGCACCGUGCUGGCUCCGUCGAGCGGCGAGGAACCGGCAUCGCCACGCCAUCGAGCUGGCGUGAACGCGCCGUGAAAUUUUGAUCUCCACGCAGGUCCCGAGAAGUUCCAACUGGACUCGUCCGGCGCGAAGGCGGCGUGGCGGCGGCAGUUGGUUGAGAGACUGAGAGAAUUAGUAGCUCGCGAACGGGGCGACCGCGUCAACGCCGGCUGGGACGGCGCCACGGGUCAAAGGAGGACGCAGCAAUUACCACCCUUACCAGCGAAGCAGCGGCGCCACCCGGCGUACUACUACCCGUCCAAGGCUCAAUUGGAGGAGACGGCGCAGAAGCACAAGACCCUCAAGAAACGUCGGGACGAGCGCAAGAAGAAAGUCGCUACAUUAGAGGCUGCCUUGGAGGAAAGACGGGACGAGCGCGACGCCGCGUUCGCGGACUCUCGCUCCGAGUACCUCCAGCAGCAGUACGGGCGGCAAUUGCUGAGAGAUCUAGCGCGCGAGGCCGACGACGCCUACAAGGCCACCUCGAAGGAACUCGGUAAUGACGUCCAAGGUGCGAGAGCUGAUUAUUUACGAGCUGCCAAGGCCGUGGACAACGCCCAUCCUACGGAGAGUGAAGAUGCGGCUCUGCGCAAGUUAGUAGAGCGGCAUUCCUUGUGUGAUGGCGACGCCUUAGCAGACGCGCGCGACGUCGCGGCUUUGCGCAAGCGCGCUCUCGCGAAGGCCGGCAUCUAUGAUGAUGAGGAAGACGACGUCACUGAAGAUGAUGAACGCGUCCUGAAGCAUGUGUUCGCCGAGGAGCCGCGCGGGCGGUUGGUGCGGGGUCCGUUCGAUCCCUGGCCCGCGAUCGAGCGCGCCGAACGCGCGCCGGUGCUCAAGAAGUUGUCGGACGAGGAGGAAGCGCGGCUGCGGCGCGAGGAGCUGCGGCAGCACGGUUUAUCAAGGCGCAAGUCGCUGUCCACCAAAGAAGUGGCCAAGACGUUGUCUGCUUCCGCGGCCGCGGCGUCUUCCUCGCGGCCUACGGUCCGCCGCGUCGCGUCGGCGAAGCCGGUUACGAGUGGUGGCUUGGCUCCCGUGGCGCCGCGGAGUCGGCGGUUGGCGGAGCUGGCGCGGAAGAGUGCUGGUGGGGAUAGUGGUCGUGAUUCUACGGGGUCUACAUAGUAAUAAGUGUGUUGGUAUUGA